CACACAUUUGUUGUAGGCAAACAAAAAUUAUUGCUAAAAGCGAUUAAAUCCACAAUGUUCUCGUUUGCCUUCUGGAGAAACGAGGCGAAGAGGAACCAGCACGAGAAUGUCUCGCAGUUCUGGAAGGAUUUGAAUGCAACAUUUGUGACCCUGCUCGGCUGGAGCUGGGUAAUCUACACCAUCGCUGUGAUCAUCAUUACGAUCUGCGCCUAUUUUGCCUACUGCGACAGCUGCCAAAGAACGGAGACAGUUCGACGCAGACGCUUCAAUCAGCGGACCCAGGAUCGACCACCGCAGAAGCGACGACCGAAUGCUGCUUAUCGGGAUCAUCAGAUAUAUCGUCACAUCAUUCUCAGCCUGGGCAAGUACAUGAGGAAUCCGGAGGGGGUGCGUCCCUUCAUCGAUCACCUGGAUCAUUUGUAUCCGUUGCGUCGCUCCCAGGCGAAUAUGGCGCUAAACAUUGCAGUGGAGGCAAAUGCCGUCGUAUCUUGAGUUCUGGCCAGCGCCGAUGCCUUUGUUUAUUAUCAAAAUUACAAAAAUAAAAAUAGAACAAACACAUGCAAUACAAAAUUAAAG
This is a messenger RNA of Drosophila grimshawi, 576 nucleotides long. RefSeq lists its product as uncharacterized. NCBI's taxonomy places the organism in Eukaryota, Metazoa, Arthropoda, Insecta, Diptera, Drosophilidae. The transcript is spliced from 3 exons. The record is from RefSeq and is a predicted model, not a curated record. Bases 55 to 492 code for a protein of 145 amino acids.